UUCGAGUCGACUUUCAAGGUGUUCGUUUACUUGAAGAAAUUGUAUCAUCAUGACUGGCCGUGGAAAGGGAGGAAAAGGAUUGGGAAAAGGAGGAGCGAAGAGACAUAGGAAAGUACUUCGUGAUAAUAUCCAGGGUAUCACCAAACCCGCUAUUCGACGAUUGGCAAGACGUGGCGGAGUUAAGAGAAUCUCUGGCCUGAUUUACGAAGAGACUCGAGGUGUACUCAAGGUGUUCCUUGAGAACGUGAUCCGUGAUGCUGUUACCUACACGGAGCAUGCAAAGAGGAAAACUGUAACCGCAAUGGACGUUGUCUAUGCUCUGAAGCGUCAAGGAAGAACGCUCUACGGAUUUGGAGGUUAAAUUCCAUCAACGUACUCCAAAACAAAUCUUAAACAAACGGCUCUUUUCAGA
Molecule: messenger RNA, 412 nt
Organism: Hylaeus volcanicus
Lineage: Eukaryota; Metazoa; Arthropoda; Insecta; Hymenoptera; Colletidae
Product: histone H4
Exons: 1
Coding region: 50-361 (103 amino acids)
Biological process (GO): nucleosome assembly
Cellular component (GO): nucleosome
Molecular function (GO): structural constituent of chromatin; DNA binding; protein heterodimerization activity
Source: RefSeq, a predicted model, not a curated record